UUUCCACACCUUAAUCCUAAUCCAUCACUAUAAUCAUACUUCUUGUUGAUUCCUUCUUCACUGUGGUUAAGUUUUGGAAUCUGCUUAUUUAAUUCUGUUCUUCUGAGCUUAAUUAUGGCGCAAUUGCCGCCAAAAGUGCCAACAAUGGCGCAAAAUUGGCCGUCGUUUCCUUACCAGAUGAUAUCGAUGCCGUCUUCCGCCGCUCAGCCACCCAAUUGGGUGGAUGAAUUCCUUGAUUUCUCUUCAGCUAGGAGGAACUCACACAGGAGAUCUGUCAGUGAUCCGAUUGCCUUCAUUGAAUCGCCUUUCAUCGAGGAAUGCCGUAACUCUAAUGGACCUAAUUCGUUGAUGCCUUGCUCUAACAACACUGGGUUUGAACGUUUGGAUGAUGAACAGUUCAGUUCCAUGUUUCCCGAUGACGUCACGGCGAAUCUCCCGUCCACGAGGUCGUCAUCCAAUCCGUCUACUCCAUCAGAUCAAAACAGUGACAAUGACGAGCCUAAGACAACACCGCCACCAGAACACCACCACCACCAGCAGCAGCAGCAGCCGAAGAAUGAACCUGGAGAGGUAGAAGACGGCGGCGGUUGCCAACCUGAGACAGAAUCCGCUAAACCUUGCUUCAAUUUCUCUAGCGAUGGCGGCACAAUUGUUGAUCCAAAGAGAGUGAAAAGGAUUUUAGCAAAUCGCCAAUCUGCUCAGAGAUCGCGAGUGAGGAAGUUGCAAUACAUUUCUGAACUCGAACGCAGUGUUACUACGUUACAGACGGAAGUAUCGGCAUUGUCACCACGAGUGGCGUUUUUGGAUCAUCAACGAUUGGUUCUAAACGUCGAUAAUUGCGCGCUUAAGCAACGGAUAGCGGCAUUAGCUCAAGACAAGAUCUUCAAAGACGCUCACCAAGAAGCAUUGAAGAAGGAGAUAGAGAGGCUAAGGAAAGUGUAUCAGGAACAGAACAUGCAAACGGCGGAGAACGAGGAGAAGGAAUUCGAAAUCGCCACCGGAAACGACGGUGGAUCGGCGGCGGCAAACAGGAGUGUUACGGAGGAGGGAGGCGGCAGAAUCUGCUAAAUUGCGCCCAUGCAUGCACGUGAUGUGUUUCCCCGCUUUUGCUGGUGGUGUGAGUGGUCCCCAUGAUUGGCAUGUGACUUUUUUAAUUUAACAUGGCUUCUACAGUACUUCUUUUCUCCUGUUUUUAUUUAAUUUCUAUUUAUCUUUUAGAUUCUUUGCCCAAAAAUAGGGUGUGGGGUAUUGGAUUUAGGCCACAGGGGCAUUGUUGUAAUUGUGUUAUUUCUUGAUUUUUAUUUUUUUAAAUUAAUUUAUGUUCUUCCUAUUUGGGCCUAAAUGGGCCCAUUAGUGUUUGGGGUAUAAUUGUAUAAGUAUAACUCCUAAAAAGGUUUGAAUUUAAAUACC
This is a messenger RNA of Cynara cardunculus var. scolymus (artichoke), 1410 nucleotides long. Its product is annotated as basic leucine zipper 61-like. The record is from RefSeq and is a predicted model, not a curated record. Gene Ontology annotation, biological process: positive regulation of DNA-templated transcription. Lineage: Eukaryota; Viridiplantae; Streptophyta; Magnoliopsida; Asterales; Asteraceae. The transcript is spliced from 4 exons. Bases 115 to 1068 code for a protein of 317 amino acids. Gene Ontology annotation, cellular component: nucleus. Gene Ontology annotation, molecular function: DNA-binding transcription factor activity; DNA binding.